This is a messenger RNA of Aquila chrysaetos chrysaetos, 2127 nucleotides long. RefSeq names its product retinoid X receptor gamma (gene RXRG). Bases 411 to 1814 code for a protein of 467 amino acids. The transcript is spliced from 10 exons. Gene Ontology annotation, molecular function: nuclear receptor activity; retinoic acid-responsive element binding; nuclear steroid receptor activity. Gene Ontology annotation, cellular component: RNA polymerase II transcription regulator complex; nucleus. The record is from RefSeq and is a predicted model, not a curated record. Gene Ontology annotation, biological process: cell differentiation; response to retinoic acid; retinoic acid receptor signaling pathway. NCBI's taxonomy places the organism in Eukaryota, Metazoa, Chordata, Aves, Accipitriformes, Accipitridae.
CACCCCCCUCCUUCCCCACGAUGCUCCUCCCCUAAACAACUUAACCUCCCCCCCUCCUCCCAAUUUCUGAUCUAUACCGGAGUCGUCAUGCAUUGAUCGGCGUCUUAUCUGGGCGAUUAUGCUACCCGGACGGUCUGCCGUGAAUUUGCAGGGAGCCGAGACAGCUGAGCACGGGAGCCAGCCCUGAGUGGCGGAGAACAAGAGCAUGUCUCAUCCUGGCGAGCAGCUGCUGUCGGCCUGAAGCAAGGAUGAGGCCACGGGAGAAGGCAGCUGCCCCGGCACCCUCCGAGAGCCCCUGCUCCUGCAGAGCCAUGUCCCGACCCCAGCGGGCUGCACGGCGCUCCGGGCAGCUUUGAAGUUAGAGGAGGCAGUUGUGUUUAGAAAGGCAAGAGAUGAACUGAAGAUUAAACAUGUAUGGGAAUUAUCCUCACUUCAUUAAGUUUCCUGCGGGCUUUGGCAAUUCCCCUGUUCACGCCAGCUCCACAUCUGUGAGCCCAUCGUCAAGCCUUUCCACAGGAAAUUCAGUGGAGGGGCACCACAACUACCUCGAGGCCCCUGCGAACGCCUCCCGGGCGCUGCCGUCCCCCAUGAAUGCGAUCGGGUCUCCGGUGAACGCGCUGGGCUCGCCAUACAGGGUCAUUGCGUCCUCCAUCGGCUCACACCCCGUUGCUCUGUCCUCAGCCCCAGGCAUGAAUUUUGUGACACACGCCAGUCCGCAGCUCAACGUCCUGAACAAUGUCAACAGCUUGGAGGACGUAAAGCCCUUGCCGGGUCUCCCGGGGAUCGGGAACAUGAAUUAUCCAUCCACAAGCCCAGGUUCCUUAGCCAAACACAUCUGUGCCAUCUGUGGGGACAGGUCCUCAGGGAAGCACUAUGGGGUAUACAGCUGUGAGGGCUGCAAAGGCUUCUUCAAGAGGACGAUCCGGAAGGACCUGAUCUACACCUGCCGCGACAACAAGGACUGCCUCAUAGACAAGCGCCAACGCAACCGCUGCCAGUACUGCCGCUAUCAGAAGUGCCUCGCAAUGGGGAUGAAGAGGGAAGCUGUGCAGGAGGAGAGGCAGAGGAGCAGGGAGCGUAGCGAGAAUGAGGCUGAAUCCACAAGCAGUGGCAGCGAGGACAUGCCGGUGGAGAGGAUCCUGGAAGCUGAGCUGGCAGUCGAACCCAAGACGGAGGCGUACAGCGACGUGACCACAGAGAGCUCAACAAAUGACCCUGUCACCAACAUAUGCCAUGCAGCUGACAAGCAGCUCUUCACACUCGUCGAGUGGGCCAAGCGAAUCCCCCACUUCUCCGACCUGACGCUGGAAGACCAAGUCAUUCUCCUCCGGGCAGGCUGGAAUGAGCUGCUCAUUGCCUCUUUCUCCCAUCGCUCUGUGUCAGUGCAAGACGGUAUCCUUCUGGCCACGGGCUUGCAUGUGCACCGCAGCAGUGCUCACAGUGCUGGUGUGGGCUCCAUCUUUGACAGAGUUUUGACAGAGCUGGUGUCCAAAAUGAAAGACAUGCAGAUGGAUAAGUCAGAGCUGGGGUGUCUGCGAGCCAUUGUCCUGUUUAACCCAGAUGCCAAGGGUUUGUCCAGCCCCUCAGAAGUGGAGUCGCUGAGGGAGAAGGUCUAUGCCACACUGGAAGCCUACACGAAGCAGAAGUACCCGGAGCAGCCAGGGCGGUUUGCCAAACUCCUCCUGCGCCUGCCGGCGCUGCGGUCCAUCGGGCUGAAGUGCCUGGAGCACCUCUUCUUCUUCAAGCUCAUCGGGGACACCCCCAUCGACACCUUCCUCAUGGAGAUGCUGGAGACACCCCUGCAGGUCACUUGAGGGUCUGGCUCCUCUCUGGCCAGACCCUGGCCCCCCCGUGCCCCUGCACAGCCUCCUACCCCUCUGCUCUGAGCCUGCAAGAGCUCGAGAGAUGUCCUCCACCCUCCGCUCCUCCUCGGUGGGAUUGUCGUGUUUUGUACAGCUGUAAAUCACCCCCUCUAACCCUCCCCUCCCUGGCCUGGCUGUGGGGGGUCACAGAUCCUCUGACCAGCUAACUAUUCCCCUGCCCCCCUGUACAGAUAAUUGCUUUAAAUUAUUUUUUCACUCUCAAUAAAAGCCAACAAAACAAAUAAAAUAAUAUGAGAGGCACUGA